AUGGAAGUUAAAAAUGAGGUUGAGAAAAGGGAAAAUGAUAUGGAUGCAUAUGUAGCAAAUCAUACAAAAGAUAAUGUUGUCACAUUUAUUGUUGUCAGUUUAGUGGUAGUUCAUAUUGACAAAGAUGAUGAUGAAGAAGAAGAACAUGAAGAGCAUCACCAACACCCACAUCACAGAAGAAGAAUUGAAGAGGAAAAAAAAGAAAUUGAUAAAAGUGGCAAUUAUGCAAAAGAUGAAAUAUUUUGA
Molecule: messenger RNA, 246 nt
Organism: Entrophospora sp. SA101
Lineage: Eukaryota; Fungi; Glomeromycota; Glomeromycetes; Entrophosporales; Entrophosporaceae
Source: the annotation of a GenBank genome assembly